Strongylocentrotus purpuratus (purple sea urchin) is the source of this 1993-nucleotide messenger RNA. RefSeq names its product protein Dr1 (gene dr1). Gene Ontology annotation, biological process: chromatin remodeling; RNA polymerase II preinitiation complex assembly; negative regulation of transcription by RNA polymerase II. Gene Ontology annotation, cellular component: negative cofactor 2 complex. NCBI's taxonomy places the organism in Eukaryota, Metazoa, Echinodermata, Echinoidea, Camarodonta, Strongylocentrotidae. The transcript has 4 exons. The record is from RefSeq and is a predicted model, not a curated record. Gene Ontology annotation, molecular function: core promoter sequence-specific DNA binding; protein heterodimerization activity; general transcription initiation factor activity. The coding region runs from base 111 to 764 and encodes 217 amino acids.
CGGCUCGAACCGUAGCUCUUCCAAGCGCAGCCAUAACACAAUUGACCUUUGACCCGCAACGAUAGCAAAUCUAAAUCCAGCCAAGAAUCUUUAGCAGAGCUGUAGUAAACAUGGCAGAUCCACAGUCUUCUCAACUUCCGGAGGAUGAACUGACUGUGCCUCGAGCCCCACUCAAUAAGAUGAUCAAGGAACUACUACCCAACGUCCGAGUUGCAAACGAUGCACGAGAGCUGAUUUUAAAUUGCUGCACCGAGUUUAUUCAGUUGGUGUCAUCAGAAGCAAAUGACAUCUGCAAUAAACAGGCCAAGAAGACGAUAUCUCCAGAACAUGCACUCCAAGCAUUAGACAGCUUAGGGUUUGGAGAUUACCUACAAGAGUGCAAGUCAGUCCUAGAGGAAUGCAAGACAGUUGCAGCAAAGAAGAGGAAAGCAAGCACUCGUCUUGAGAACCUUGGCAUACCUGAAGAGGAACUUCUGAGGCAGCAGCAGGAGCUCUUCGAAAAGGCCAGACAAGAGCAAGCAGCAAUAGAACAGCAGGAGUGGUUGCAGUUACAGGCCGCCCAAGCAGCCCAGGCCCAACAGCAGGGACUACAUCUACAACCUGGCAUGCAACCCACUGCUGCAACAGGGGGCCAUUUCCAGCCGUACCAGGUGGCUGAGGGCAUACCCCAGCAUGGGGCGGUGCCUUCCCUUAACCAGCCUAGCAGUGGGGCGGGGCAGCUACCCACAGAGUCCGCAAGCAACCAACAGAUCCCGCCUUCAUGACGGACGUUGCUAAUCAGGGCGCGGUGAACCCUGACAUUGUUGUGAUCUCAUUGAUUAUGAGGCAUUGAUCUUGGGAGAGGGGUGUGGAAAACAGGUGUGCGUCCCACUUGUUGCAGGACUGAUUAUCCUAAACAGUUUAUGCUCUCAAACAACAAAUGUAUACCCCCCCCCCCCCCACCAUUUAAGUCCGAAAGUAGAUCAAUGCCCCUGAAGAGAUACAUGGUAUGCCUUUGUCUGAAUAUUCUAAGUGGUAGUAAUCUUGGUGCUAAUGGUUCUCUAGAAUUCUCUCACUUCAUAUAUGAAUGCAAAGAUGCUAUGUAUUGCUACUUUGGUAUGGAAGCAGGGAAUCUUGUUUACCCAAGCGGGAUUGUUUUUCUUGUAUCAAGAACAGACCUAGUGAUGUAAAAGUUCAGUGUGACGCUUGAAAGGCAUUAAGCCUCGUUAAGACAUGGCAUAGUGAACCACCUACAAUGAAAAUACCACAUGAAAUUGAAAUGGCAGGAGUAUCGUUGUGCAUCAAAAGUUUUGCAAAUUGCAAUGCAUAGAUUACAGAGUAUGCAUAGGAGCCUCUGUUGCAUGCAGUCAUUUUUUACCCCCAAAUAGUAAAAAGAUGUUUUCCUUUGCUGCAACUUUUCUUUUGAAGCAGUUUACCUUGUAUUUGAGAGGCACGUUCAGAUAUUACGCGGCAUGCCUAUGGCAGACUUGGCAGUUUUUUCUAUAACAUAAAGUGUUGUAAUCUGGCUUUGCAUUUUCUGUGCUUAGUGAAUACAUGCAAGUCCUUUGUUGCAUGCAUUUACUAUUCAUUUACACAUAAAAUAACUGUGGCAAUAUUCCGUGCCAUAUCUGAACAAGCUUUAAUGGGGCUUUAGCAGGAGAAUUCAUAAUAGUUUGGCCUUUUACAAAGCCUCUCUUUAGGCAAACAAUGCUGCAUUUAACUCGUACAAGUAAGCAUAAUAUGUUUUUCUUCAAUAUGAGGUGUCUUGCUUUGCCCAGCAGUUUUUAGUUGUAUUCAGGAAUAAUUCAUGUACAUGUAUAGAUGCUCGGAAGUAAGCAACCAGGAGACACGGCUUUAAGUCCUAUCCGAGUGUUUUAAACAAGUUUCGUGUUUAGAGCUACCCAAUUCCAGAUUAUUGUUAUCAAGGAUUUCUCUUCAUCUGUUGUACUGUGAAAUAAAAAUCGAUUUACAGAUGAAAUACAUGUAGGAGAUUGUAGCUCUUGUAAUAAUGUGA